This is a messenger RNA of Cooperia oncophora, 672 nucleotides long. The record is from the annotation of a GenBank genome assembly. Lineage: Eukaryota; Metazoa; Nematoda; Chromadorea; Rhabditida; Trichostrongylidae.
AUGGAGCGACAGUCACUCGUGGCACUUCGGAAGUUAAUUGAAUCUUCUGCAGAAGUUCUCUCUUUGUGGUCAUCGGCGAACUCGUUCGACUUGAAAGCGAUUUCUGCAAGCAUGGAGCCGGGGUCCCUCCCUACCUUGGCCGGACGUCCAUUCUGCCAUCUUGUCUGCGAUGGUCAGCAUCUCAAUGGAGACCUUAUUAGAACUAUGAUAAAGUACUUCCUUGGCGACGAAGCGGGAACAAAAGAACUGUCAGAACGCCUCAGGGCAUUAUGUCCGAACCUGUAUUCAAAGGAUGAUGCAUGUGUGACGAACGCUAUGGAACAGCUGAAACUGGCGUCUGUAGCGAACUCAGCAGCUGCUCGAAGGAACCUCGUAGAUCGGGCGUGCGAGCUGUUUCGCCAGUCCAUUGGAAAGGUUUCACUGCCGGUGGUAUGCCGCAGUUUGGCUGAAUUGAAUGCGUUCGAGCAUCUGGCGGAUUUGUGUUUGCUGAAGGCGAAGCGAGACGAUCCCAAGCAACUAGCGCUAAUUGCAUACCGUCAUGGUCGUGGCGGGGAAGAUCGUGAAAUGCAGGCUGCAGAAAAACGACGAGCAGAGAGUUACAAGUGCAUCACGGAUACGCUAGAUGAUUUGGAAGUAGCUGCCUCAAAGCCAUCUCCGACAUCGGCUGAAAGC